UUUCAGAUUAAACAAUUGUGUGGCCUAUGCGGUCCAUACGUGGAUGCUCUUGAAAUCCAUGAAACGAUUUGCUCAGAGGCCUCAAACGGAAAAAUCCCACUGCACGCACUUCUAACCGGGCUCGAGCACCUCAAGAUGCUUAGUUUGCGGUUUAAGCAGACAUACGCCAAAGAUGAGUUUUCAUGGAACACAGUCACCACGUCCUACCAGGACAUGAGCCUAUUGGCCAAAGGCUUGCAAAACAUUCGCUUGCAGGAAUUAAGACUUACAGACUCGGAUAUUGACUGCGACAAAGCGAUUAUUAUAUUGAAAGCCUUGUGCAAGCACGAUUUAGCAGUCUUGGACCUUUCGCACUGUAAAAUUGGUGACAGAGGAGCAGUGGCGAUUGCCAGGUUUACCACCCUUUGCCCCGUUCGCGAGCUCUACUUGGUCAACAACCGAAUAGGUAAGUAUACGAUAAGACCAUUACUUAUGGGACACCCUAACCUCUUGAUCGCUAACUUAGCACGAAAUUCAGGCACAAAAGGAGUGAAGAGUUUGGCCUAUGCAGUUGCUCAGGAGGGCUGCGAGCUGCACCACCUGGACCUUCAUCUCAACCACGUUUCAGACCAAGCUGGCAACAUUUUGCUCGCCAGCUUGGUCAAGUACAAUCAGAGCCUCAAAAGCAUCCUGCUAUCAAGCUGCAGCUUGACCAAUCACUUUCAAAUAGCACGCGCGCUUAAACACCGGAACUGUAUUGAAAGACUGGACGUCUCCAAUAACGCGCUUGGCGAGGACACAGGACUAGAACUACUGCGGGCGUUAAAGAGCAAUUCAACUUUGCGAAAACUGGACGUGAGAAUGUGCAAAAUAUCAUCCUCAACCGAGGCAGGCAUUCAACACGAGGUGCAUAAAAACAGGAUCGGUUGGUCAAAGGAUUGCGCCAGUGAAUCUGUCGAAGACGUCGCGUGGGAUGAUAUUUUAAAAGCAGAAAUCGAGAACGCACUCAUCACCACACAGGGAUUCAAUGACUAACUUUUUCACAAAUUAACGGGGGCUUAAAAUUAGCCGGUUUGUUUUAAAGUUCGGGCAGAAUUUCGCGACUUUAUUUAUUCAAAGAGGUCUACAUAAACAACGCAUUAUUAGUAGAAUAAUGAAACAAACGUUUGCAUGUUUCUUCAUAAAAGAAACCGUGUAAGUGAAGUAUCUCGAUCGAAGAUUGUGUUCAAAUGCUCUACUUACUUUUCACCGGGGGUUUGUAGGCUCGCCGCUGCUAACCACGAUUGCUUUUUUCGCCCGGCAAAAACAUUUCACUUUGAUUAGUUUUUCUAAGAUUAUUUGAAUAUCUAUCACCCGGAGUAAAUCAAGCUGACAGUGACAUUUAUUGUGAUUGCAUGACAACACGAAAUUAUCGCUGUCAUUUUCUGUCAUUAACCUCACAUCAAAUUUUAAUAUACAGGGUGUCUCACUCUGGAAAUGUGGAUACAUGCGUAAUGGUCCCUGAAUCAGAAUAUUUUCUGAAGUUAACAUAGAGACAAAAAAUAGACAUAUGACAAAAAAGAAAGCAAAAAUCCUAAGAAUUAAGUUUUUUGGGAGGCAUUUUAAUAUCCCUGCAUUGUUUUCGUUUAGAGCCAACGUUACAGAGACGUGAAAUGUUACUUGGAAGGGACAUGGAAUUUUUUUUAGGUAUUUGGUCUUCUUUCAAUAAAAAGGCACCCACUUACUUGAUAAUUAUUUCGUAACUAAGAAACAUCAUAUUUAUUUCUUAGCUGGUGCCUUCGCGGCAACUUUUUUCGGCUUGGCAGCCUUUGCCUUCUGGGCCUUCAAGAUUUGGACCCUCCUUUUAGCCUGCAG
Dendroctonus ponderosae (mountain pine beetle) is the source of this 1833-nucleotide messenger RNA. Its product is annotated as dynein regulatory complex subunit 5. Gene Ontology annotation, molecular function: protein binding. The transcript has 5 exons. The record is from RefSeq and is a predicted model, not a curated record. The annotation marks the transcript as partial. NCBI's taxonomy places the organism in Eukaryota, Metazoa, Arthropoda, Insecta, Coleoptera, Curculionidae.